Molecule: messenger RNA, 2085 nt
Organism: Prosopis cineraria
Lineage: Eukaryota; Viridiplantae; Streptophyta; Magnoliopsida; Fabales; Fabaceae
Product: phosphoribosylamine--glycine ligase
Exons: 5
Coding region: 288-1877 (529 amino acids)
Biological process (GO): purine nucleobase biosynthetic process
Molecular function (GO): phosphoribosylamine-glycine ligase activity; ATP binding; metal ion binding
Source: RefSeq, a predicted model, not a curated record
UACCUUAUUACAGGACCCGAUCCAUCGGCCUAAACUACCUACUAAUCGGAUUUUAUGGUGGCUUCCACGUAGAAUUAUUCCCGCCUUUUUUUUUAUACGCGCGUUAGUCUUCUGGAAUCUCCACCUCUCGUCGCCGCCGUUGCACCGCCAUCGUUGGGGUCGUUGUUGCUCACCUUUUGUCUCCGUAUGCUUACUCUCACCUUGUCGCACUUCACAUUUUUAUUUCAGGCCAAAAAGAAAAAAGAAAAAAACUAAAUGUCUGAGAACUUGUCUUGAAGCGGAAAGGAAUGUCUUGUACCACCAACUUUGGGGCUUCUUUGAAUCUUCACAGUGGAAUUUCCAGGCCGUUUAUGUUCAGACAAGCCUGUAUUUUCCAAAAGUCUUCUGCUUUCUUUUUUGAGCCCUUCAAGUUGAGCUCCACCACUCAGAGUAUUUUCCCAGCUACACGUCAUUUUAGUGGCUCACAGACAUUUCGUCGCUUUUUCAAAUGUGCUGUUGCGGAUUCGGAGCCAUCAGCUUCUGUUGGUGAUGGCACAAGCGAUUCUCAAGAAAGGCUGGUUGUUCUUGUCAUUGGUGGAGGGGGACGUGAACAUGCUCUCUGCUAUGCCUUGCAACGAUCACCAUCUGUUGAUGCUGUACUUUGCGCUCCAGGCAAUGCAGGAAUUUCUAAGUCAGGAAACGCCACUUGCAUUUCCGACCUUGACGUCUAUGAUGGAGCUGCAGUAAUCUCAUUUUGCCGUAAGCAGGGUGUGGGUCUAGUUGUAGUGGGACCUGAAGCUCCACUAGUUUCGGGCAUUGCAAAUGAUUUAGUCAAGGCUGGAAUCCCAACUUUUGGCCCAUCUGCAGAAGCUGCUGCUUUGGAAGGUUCAAAGAAUUUCAUGAAGCAUUUGUGUGACAAAUAUAGAAUUCCAACUGCCAAGUACAAAACAUUUACAGACCCACAUGCUGCCAAGCUAUAUAUUAAAGAACAAGGAGCACCGAUUGUAAUCAAAGCAGAUGGAUUGGCUGCAGGAAAAGGAGUUACUGUUGCCACGACGCUGGAACAGGCCUAUGAAGCUGUUGAUUCAAUGUUGGUGAAGGGUGAGUUUGGUUCUGCUGGUUGUCGUGUCAUUGUGGAGGAAUUUCUAGAAGGAGAGGAGGUAUCUUUCUUUGCAUUGGUUGAUGGAGAAAACGCAAUUUCACUAGAAUCUGCCCAAGACCAUAAGCGGGUUGGUGAUGGCGAUACAGGGCCAAACACUGGUGGCAUGGGCGCAUACUCUCCAGCCCCUAUUCUAACCAAGGAACUUCAGACUAUAGUAAUGGAUUCUAUUAUCAUCCCUACAGUAAAAGGAAUGUCAGCUGAAGGCUGCAAGUUUGUUGGGGUUCUGUAUGCUGGGCUUAUGAUUGAAAAGAAGUCUGGCUUGCCUAAACUAAUUGAGUACAAUGUGCGUUUCGGAGACCCAGAAUGCCAGGUGUUGAUGGUCCGUUUGGAGUCUGAUCUGGCACAAGUUCUACUUGCAGCCUGCAGAGGAGAGUUAAAUGGAGUGUCAUUGAAGUGGUCUCCAGGAUCUGCCAUGGUUGUGGUAAUGGCAAGUAAGGGAUAUCCUGGAUCCUAUGAGAAGGGAACAUUAAUUCAAAACCUUGAAGAAGCUGAGAAUGCUGCUCCCAGCAUCAAGAUUUUCCAUGCUGGAACUGCUUUUGAUUCUGAGGGCAGAUUUAUCGCCACCGGAGGGCGUGUUCUUGGGGUCACUGCUAAGGGAAACAAUCUUGAAGAGGCGCGAGACCGGGCUUAUCGAGCCGUCGAGGAGAUUUACUGGCCGGAGGGUUUCUACCGGCGAGAUAUAGGGUGGAGAGCCCUUCCAAAGAAAUCAUAUGCUACCAAGGAUAAGCUGCUUUGAAGAAUCAGGCUCCUUUAGAUGAUCAGUUUUGUAAUUUUCUUUUUGCAGCGAAACUUGGCCUAAAAGUUCUUGUAGGUAUUUGCUGCUUCUCCAAUAAUAUGAUUAUAAUAUGUGAAGUCCCAUCGUGUAAUAUUGGAUUAUGAAAAAUGUAACAUUAACAUGUGUUGUAUAUUUAUUGGAGAACUUGAUAGCAAUUACCUUUUUUUUC